AUGGACGGCUUUGGCGAGGCGUUGUUGGGUACCUUGCUCUUGGCACGUUUGCCCUCACAGUCUCCUGAGGUGCUGUACUUCUGCCAAGAGAAAGAGGAGGAUGGCCUUGAUGUCCUGGAGGAGGACGAAGAGGAGUCACUGGAGCCAACCAGUCCUGCCUUCCUUCGGGCCAGAGGCCCGGAGUCGUUAGGGGCACCGCUGAUGUCUUCGGCAGAGGAUCUCAACAAGCAGGCGCUGCAGUUCUUCGGAGUACCGAGCAGCUCGCUGGCGAAGUUCGUCCUGCCCAUGUCCCAGGAGAUGAUGUGCAACCAAUGCGCCGUGAUGGAGCUGGAUGCGGGGCUCUUUGAAACCUCACACCGACACAACUACAAGGAGAAUCACGACCACUUGCUCUUCGUCUCCUACCCUUGCGGUUUCGCCAAGCUGCAAAACCGGAAGAUGGACGAAUGGCCCGAGCAACUGGAGUCCGGAAGCCUCGUUCAAUGCUUCAACAUCGUGCACGUCCUGGACUCCAAACUCGUGCGACGAUUGGAGCAACGCGUGCGCGUGCUCGGCGAGGCGACGGAGCAAGUCUCUGACCUUCUUUGUCGACACGAGGUGAACAAUGGCUACAUCUCUCGUGAGGUCCGACGUCUAAAGGAUGUGAUGCGGAUCAAGAGCCAGAGCCAAGCGAGUCUGCUGGAGGAGACCUCCACACCCACCAGUGAACAUCCGCUGGAGCUCUUGGUUCGAGAGCUGCACAACAACAUGAAGGUGGCCGGCUCACAGAAGAUCUUAGUGAACGGCGAAGAGCUGUAUCGCUACCAUGAGUUCAAGCAGGACGCUCCCUCCUUGCCCUCAGCAGUGCAGGGCAUCUCCCUUUCCCGCGCACGGGAGGAGAUCGAGUCGGAGCUGGGUCCCGACACGGAUGAAGUAGUUCGCACCCUGGUGCAGCACGCGGACGCCGCGUUGAGCUUCUCUGAGUUGCACCUCCGCACCGGGCUGGACAUGCACCACUUACAAGAGGCCGCACGGCACUUGGUGGUGCUGAAGAAGGCCAAAUUGGUGAACGUCUUUCGCGACGACAUCCGCGUGGCUUUGGCGCCCAACGUGGACACUUCCCGCGACUCGCUGGCGGCGCAGCACUUCCGGGAUUGGAGGAAGAAGCAUCCCACGCCUGAGAGCAAGGAUAAAAAAUCCAUGACCACGUUUACAGAAGCUUUGACGCUCUUUCACAAGGGCAAGCAGAUGAAGGAGAUCAAGAAUAGCUUCUCAACGGAGGAAGAGUUCAAGAUGAUCCUGGGCUACCUCGUGGCACAAGGCUUGGUGGUGCAACUCGGGCGCUUCUGCCACUUCUUACCCGGCCGUUCGCGUAGGUCAGCUGAAGUCCAGGUGGAGCUGGGCGCCCUUCCCGACACCUAUGUCUGGAAGGACGGCGUCUACAAUCCUUUGACACACUUGAAGGAGUCCGACUUCCUUCUUCUGGCCUCCCGCAGCCAGGAUACGGAGGAGUUACGCUUCUUCGUCCUCUUUGUGCUGGAAAUCGUCCGGCCACAUAGGCGCAUUGACAGCGUGGAUUUCCAAGAGCUCUUGCAACGGCUCAAUGGAGAAACCCAACCAGGCGAGAUCUCGUCCUGGCCAGCGGCCAGAGGCUUGGAGCUCUUGGCCGCCAAUACCGACAUUUUCGUGCAAUACAGCAGCCGCUGCUGA
This is a messenger RNA of Durusdinium trenchii, 1689 nucleotides long. Lineage: Eukaryota; Dinophyceae; Suessiales; Symbiodiniaceae. The record is from the annotation of a GenBank genome assembly.